GGAAGGUUGUAGCACUGUAAUCUCGUAAAAUCAUCUACGGAUAUUACAUAAAUCGUCGUUCGUGAUAAAAAUUUCGGAUGGAUAAUGCUCUCAGCCUUGCAUUGUCCUCCAAUAUGACACCCAACAUACACGUUGAUCUCGUGAACCCCACUGUAUCCAAGGAAUCCGAAUGGAUUGGAACCAACAAGGAAUACUGUGAUGUCCCAACUCAUGUCGCGGAUGUAAAAAGUGAUCGGCUUCCCGUCCCACAAAGCUAUGAGGGUCCCGUCCCCCGACCUCCCAGUCACAGAUUUCCUCGCCCUCAGGCUUCCGCGUGUUUCCAACAGCAUCGUUACCACCAAGCUGCAGCUUUGGUUCAGCGACAGUGAACCUACAACAAACCCUGAUUGCCUCCUCACUCGAGCCAUCCCAUCUCCCCAGUUUCUCAAGCGCCUUGAUGGAGCCUUUGGUCAGGCAUGGUUUGAUGGAUUCUGGAAACGAAUGGUUAGCUUGGUUCAGAGUCAAGAGAAGUGGGCCGAAAGCUUACGAUGGGUGGAGCGGGAAAGGAAUAGACCUGGUUUGGAUCAGGAGACCCAGGAGACCCUGGAUGAUGCACUCGCGAUGUUCGACACCAUUGGAUGGCACUGCAAGCUUGGAUACCUCCGAGGAGCAACCUCUGCCAUUUGCCUGACAGACAUACUGGGCACGGCAUGGUUGUCAGAUGAUCACAUCGACAUGAUGAUGGAGGAACUCUCCAAGAAUGUUGCUACAAAUGCAGACCUGACGGACAGAGUCAUGGUUGCGCCCCUGGCUUUUGCAAAUGAGAUUGAGGAGAAUGGAAAGGCAGGCACAUACGACAAGAAGGGGGGCGCAGUACUGCUACGCCGAUAUAAGAAGCACGUAACCGAAAAGAAAACCGAGAAGCUCCUUUUCCCUGUCAAUAUCAACAAGAAUCAUUGGUUAGCGGCGUUCAUCGAUUUCCGCAAUGGAAAGAUUGGGUACGGUGACUCGUUCUCUCACAAAUCGGGCGCACCACGAAAAUUUAUGUUUGCGCUUCGUCGGUGGCUCAAGACUUGCUUCGACCUUGACCCGGAGGAUGGAGGCGAUUGCAUGCCUCAUGGACAACAAAACGACACCUUCAGCUGUGGGCCUGCGACAGGGAAUACAAUUGCGCAUGACAUACUUGGUUGCCCAGUGUGGAGCCCCAAAACAGCCGUUCUUGAGCGAAAUCAGAUUGGCAUGUCGCCAUCGCAAGAUACUGGUGCUAUGCAAGCCGCCACUGCUGGGAGGUCUGAAAUGAAUAUUGAAGUCAGCAUUGCAAUCGCGAUUGGUGAUCACAACUUUUUUGACCUUGCUGAUUUUGUUGCUGAAAGCAACGACCACAUCCAACCUCAUCCUCGUGAUCAGCAACAUAUCUCUCUCCUCAAGCUCCUCAACCCCGAUGAUGCACCCCAUGAAUCUGAGACCAGAGAUCUCAAUGAAGACGUUCAUAGUGAAUCUGAUGAGGACGUCAAUUUGAACGAAUAUCCCUCGUCAUUUGCGGAGGAGACAGGUGCAACUAGUGAGGUUGAUCUAUCAGAGGAGAUGAAAGGCGGCGAGGAACGAACGGUGGCGGAUGAAGAACAAGUCAAGAAGAACAAGUUCAUGUCAUAUUUUACUGGGUGUGGGAAUGAAAAAUCAGUUCGGGAAAAGGAGACCAAGCUGAAACGAAAAAGAGAACCUAAAGAAGACAUUGCUAGCCCAUCGAAAUCAGGUUCUGACAGCGACGUCAGUAAUAGGGCAAAAGGAGUAAACAAAAAAGCUCGAGCAGGAACGGGGGGAAGCAAGGCCGCCACGUAUUCGCGCUCCAAGCGAGAAUCAUUUCGAAAGGGCACUCUUAAAAUUGACGACAACGCUCUCGAGAACUGGAAGAAACAAAUACUCAUCGACGACCAGCACGCAGAGUUUGAUCCAUCUAAUGUAACUCGUAUCCGUCAUUCUGGAUGUGGGCGUUAUUUCCAGGUCAAGGAACCACUAGAUCUCACACGUUGGCGAACUCACAUGAAAGAGUGCAAGCCAAACAAGAAGAGUGCCAAGACUCGCUCAUUGUUUGCCAUGGGAUGGGGGCAAAAAGCUGGAGGCGAUAAGGCGAAGACCGCUCAGAACGUCAACGCUAGCACCGUCCCCACGAAACCCUGCCCUGGUCUUACUGAGCUGGACGAUGGUCGGGUUCCAAAGUACCUGUAUCGAAGUGCGGCACCCGGUGGAGGUGGAAAGAGUACUCAAUCCAUUGCGAAAGAGAAGUUCAACCAGUUGUUUAGCAAGUUGUCGAAACAGAGGAAGAAUGAAGUCUUGGACCAUCAGCGACAGGGACACACAGCCAUCAAAAGCUUCGCGUCUUUUCCACGACCUGUCAAAAGGAUGUACCUGAUCGAGCGCCCAACCGCGCCCUUCCUUGCGAAUGAUGUCAAAGUGUUUUAUCCUCCAAAGGGUUCAGAGCUGCUCUACGAAAGCCCACACCAUUGCCUGAAAAUCAGAUUUAUGUCAACACAAUCACUGUGGGAAGCGUUUGCACCCCGUAUGAGUGCUUCAUUACACUUGAGCCAACCACCUAUUGGAAUGAAGACAACCGGCGAGAUUUCACUGACCUUAGAACUCAAACAUCGCACUGGGGAGAAGCACCGAGAAGAUGUGGUCAUUCGAAAAAGGGCGAGGAAUAGCUGCGUAAUUGCGGCGGUUGUGUUUAGCGUGCGACAUGGAAGCGCCUUCAUUUUCUGGGAGAUCUGUAUAAACUCCGUGCAACUGGCACAAGGGGACAGAGCAACUCUGGCUUGUGUCGCGUGGGGCGUGGAUCGACUUCUCAAAGGCUGCCUAACCGGUGCCGCGUGGCGUGGAACGUCGACACUUCAAGUUGGUCGACACUCAGCCAACGUCGCCUAG
This is a messenger RNA of Laccaria bicolor S238N-H82, 2898 nucleotides long. RefSeq lists its product as uncharacterized. Gene Ontology annotation, biological process: proteolysis. The record is from RefSeq and is a predicted model, not a curated record. The transcript is spliced from 9 exons. The coding region runs from base 256 to 2898 and encodes 880 amino acids. NCBI's taxonomy places the organism in Eukaryota, Fungi, Basidiomycota, Agaricomycetes, Agaricales, Hydnangiaceae. Gene Ontology annotation, molecular function: cysteine-type peptidase activity.